AUGACCGCCAGUACCCAACUCAGCAAUCUCAGGAUGGAGCUCCUAUUCAGUAAUCAUCCCAAGGACAGUCAGGAAUACCAAGAACUCGCGCAAGAAGUUCAAGAGGCACGAAGGAUGGUGUGCGACGCACAGGCGGCAUACCAGCAAAUGCAACACCAAGUCACCCUGGCGCUCCGACAAGCAAGUCCCGUAUACCUGCAGCAACUGGCCCAUGACGGUCCAACCAUCCCCAAUGGCAACAAUGCGAGCGGUGCCGCAGAUAACGCGAUGGACGAACGUGAAGAAUCCGGAGGCUCGCCGAGCAAGCGCGGACGACACAAUCAAGAAGGUGACAUGCACACGACAAGCCCCCAGCCACAGAGUCGCAGCGAGCAUGAAGGAAUGUCUAUAGUAAGUGACUGGUGGCAGGUUCUCCAACACCGCUCGCCUGAUGAUACAAUCACCACCGCAGGAUUCGUGA
Messenger RNA from Microbotryum saponariae, 460 nucleotides. NCBI's taxonomy places the organism in Eukaryota, Fungi, Basidiomycota, Microbotryomycetes, Microbotryales, Microbotryaceae. The record is from the annotation of a GenBank genome assembly.